AUGGCGGGGAACCCGAGGCAGUCGCUGGCGAAUGUCCUGCACGAUCGGGCGGGGCAGCGCUCUCGCCGGAGUAGCGACAACGAAACGGUUUUAGAUUCGUCCUUUUUCCUCUUCCCUCCCUCACCUCUCACUGGAUCUACAGACAGCGCACAGGGUCGGUCGCUUCCUCCUUCUCUCCCGGCUUCCCCCAAUAUCUCUGCUUCGCUUCCCCGCUUCUCUCCUUCCCUUCCUUCAUCUCUUCCUCCCCCCGUUUCUUCUUCUCUGUCUUCUCUGUCUUCUUCUCCGACGCUGCCGAGUGCUUCCUUUGUGGCUUCUGCAGGCCGCGGUUCGUGCGGCGAGAAGAAGCAAGGGAGUGACGAAGGCGAGAAAGAUGCCUGCAACUUGAACUGCGCAGGAAGCGCGAAGCGGGGGUCUCUGGCGAGUGCGAGGUCGCCGGGGACUGUCUCCUCCCUUCAAGAGAGCGACGGGCCUUCGAGCAUGGAGAAGCACGCAGACGGCGCAGGCGCGCCAUCUUUUUCCGAGUCGCGAGGGCGGCGAGCGACGGAACACGGCUCCUCGAAAGCAGGGGAGACAGCUCUGUCUUUCCCAGACCCGCCCAGCUCGCCAGGGGCGCGAUUCACAGUUUCGCGUGCGUCUUCGCCUUCGCUGGCGUCUCGCAGUCGGUCACCAGACACCCAGUUGCCUGCCCCGCGACAGUCUCUUCCUUGUUCAGCCUCUGCCUGUGGGGCUCGGGCCGCCGUCAACGACUCGCGGCUCUUUUCUUCUUCUGCUCACUCGGCGUCUUCGCCCCCUCUGUCUCCGCCUGGCGACCCAAACGGGACGCCGCUUUUGCGUCCAGCUACUGCAGAUGCGCCCUUGUCGACUUCUCUCCUUUCUCUCCCCACUUCGUUCUCCUCUUCGCUCGGCCCCGCGAUGGGUCUCUCCCGCGCCCGUGCAGUCUCGGUGCAUCCUUCGUUCCCGGCUUUCUCUCCACCUGCGUCGGCGGUCGACAGACCCCGAGGCGCCGCCCCGCCGCCGUUCUCGCCUCCGAACGCCGCGUCGGACAUCCUCUCGCCGCCUCCCGACCUCGUGCUGUCUCCGGCGUGUGAGCCUGUCCCGUCUCUCGCCAAGACGGGAGAACGCCCUGCGUCCUUUCUCCUCUCCCCGCCCAUGGUCGCGGAGAAGAGGACCGCGCGGCGCGGCUCCGUUCCCUUCUCGCCGCCCAGUGGAUGCUCAGAAGUCCUCUCGCCGCCGCCCGACCUCCUGUCGCCAUGCAGUCCCCUCCCGCCUCUGCUGAAGGAGAGCGAGAGGCCGGGCGGUCGCCUCGGCGGCCAGGCCGAGAGGACAGCGAGCGCCCGAGGGCUCUUUGAGGCGCCGCAGAACUUCGCACAGGGCCGUCCGGAGAAACCCGCGCAGUCCUUCUUCUUCCCGCCGCCGCCUUCGCCCUUUGGCGGCAACGCCUCGGUGCUGAGACUCGGCGCCUGGCUGGCAGAGCGGCCAGGCCUGGACGACGAACGCUUCACGCCGCUCCUCGAGAGCUUUCUGCUCCACUUUGACUUCCUCGCUGCAGGGAAAGAGUCCAGGCGGAUUCAACAGGACCAGCAGAUCCAGCGAGAUCUGCGCCUCGGCGAAGACGAAGAAGGCGAAGUCUCCUUCUUCCGCCCGGUGGGGAAACACGAGGAGAAGAGCGAGGCGCGCACCGGCAAGCGAGACGAAGACCAACGAAGGGGAAAAGACCAACUCGAAGAAUUCGAAACCACGCUCCUUGACAUCCUCGGCCUCCGCGGCGGAAACGGAGUCCACACCUCCGUCGACAUCCUCGUCGGACAACUCCGAGAAAAACCUCACCGCCACAAAGCAACGGGAGAGGAGGGCGAGCCCGCGGGAGGCACGACAGGGGGAAUACGAAUCGGCGAGAAGUUUUUCUUCGCCGACAAAGUUGCUCUCAAGUCUCGUCUCCGGCAAAUCCUGCAAGCGUGUGACGACGAGGAAGAAUUGCGCGGAGACGACUUCGAGCUAGUGAAGGGCGUCCUCGAGUUCCACCCGAAGGCGAAGCGCAAGAUGCAGAACCUCUCCGGGCUCUUCGUCUCUACACACCCAAAUCCGAAAUUCCGCGCAACGCGAUGCUUCUUCAUCAGGCGAACGAUUCACCCUUCCUCUUCCGUUUCCUCUGUCCCGGGGGCUGUCACCCCAGAGGGUCCAUCGAGCUCGGACAAGAAGGCGGGAGAGCGGCUGGGCGACUCGCCUGCCGAAGAUCAGAAGACGGGCGAGAGCGAAGGAGGGAUGGCGGGGGAAGAUGACCCGAGCAAAACAGAGGACCACACGGAGGUCCAAGAGGAAUGCGAGGAUUUCAGCUACGUGCGAUGCGUGGAUAAUAUGCUGGAAGAUGAUUCGCAGGCUGACCGCCUCAUAUGCCACAUUCUGAAACAGCUCGCCGAGGCGUUCCCGGGGUCUGUGGCGCAUCUGCACGAGGCGCUUCGCCGCAAUUUUCCGCCUCUGCGUUUCUCCGUCGACGCUCUCGUCGCCUACGCGAAAAACCUGUUGUGGAUUUCCCAGCAUGUUCCGCAGAUUCGAGCGUUGCUGUGGAAGCUGUUGGUGAGCAAAAUGACAAGCAUCGACGUGGAAAUCAAACUGGCAGACCCCAACUCCAUCGACCUCGAACAAAUGCAGGUUUGGAAGCGCGAGCAGCUGGCUCUUCUUGCGCGUCAACUGGAGAAGGGGGCGGUUGCCCCGAGUGUCGUUCAGAGCAUUCUGGGCGAGCCCCAGUGGUUUUGUUUGAUGUACGAGAAGGUUCGGAGCGAGGAAGACAUCGACAUUAUGGCGGCGAAGCUGGACGGCCUCAUGCGCGUCUCCUUCUCGUUUCUCCAGUGCUUCAUUCCUCAGCUGUCUGGGAAGCCGGCGCCUCCGGGGGCGUAUCGAGAGGACGACGACCACGAGAGUGUGGCGUCGCCCUCUUCCCGCUCGUCCGUCGCGGAUUACUCGCCCUGUGUCGAUGACGAGCCGAAAGAGGAAAAGAGGCAAAAGGGACCGACCGAGAAGGACCGACGGGGCGCGCCCGAGAGGCGGAGCUUUAGCGAGGACCGCAAAGACGGCAGUCUCUCUCCCUUCACCCCUCAGACUGUGAUGUCUCCCCUGGCGACGAUGUCUCCUCGCGUGGCGCUUUCGGCCUUCCCGGCAGGGCGACACGCGCCGCUCGCCCCGAGAGACCCCCGGAGUCUCCUGUCUCCGGCCAUGUCUCCGGCGCCGGCGUGGCCCCAGGACAGUCGGGCUCCGCCAGGGCUCCGCGAACGCAGUCGCGAGUCCCGGAGGGACAAGAAGCCUCUGACCGAAGCCGACGUCCUCGUCUACGAGUUGAUGGAUGUUUUCAUCGAAGUCGUGCUCCCCGUCCACAAAUGCAAAUACGUGCAGUUCCUCGUCUUCUACCUCGCAAAUCUGCGAGUCGAAUGGGCCGGGCGCCUCAUGUCGCUUCUCUUCCGCAUGCUCUUCGACAGACAGCAACACAUGCUGCUGAGACGCAUUUCGGCGGUGUACAUUUCCUCCUUUCUUUGUCGCGCUCUCCUCGUUCCCCCCCGCUUCGUCCGUCUUGCCCUCCACCACUUUCUCCAGCUGCUUCACCGCGGCUUCCUCAUGACCGGCACGCCAAACGCAGCCAGGCAACAACAAAGACUCCUUGGCCUCCUCAGAGCCCAACACCAGACAGUCUAUAACCCUGAGUCGCCGCUGGCGUUAUUUUACACGGUCUGUCAGAGUUGCUGCUACAUUUUGUGUUACCACUUGGACGCGCUCGCCAAGACGGCGCCUUCCCUGGCCUUUCUGAAGGAGCGGAACACGUCGGUGGCUGCGCUGCUGACUUCUCCGCUUCGCCCGCUGAUGCACAUCAAGCGCGGCAUUGCGCGCGAGUUCGUGGCUGCAUGCAGACGCGUGGGGACUCUGGACUCGAGCAGCGACUUCGAAAACGCGCUGAAAGAAGUACAGCUCCGAGACCCGCCGCCCCCGUCGUCCUCCGCCUACCUCUCUGGCCGUGUGUCGGGGGCAACCGGCGACGAGGAAGAAGAGAGAGACGAGAGAGAGCAGGAAAGGGAAGAAGAGAGAGAGCAGAACAGAGAAGAAGAGAGAGAAGAGAGAGAUGGGAAGAGCAUUUCGCGCGUGGAUGCAGUGGCGUCAAACGAUAUUCUCAGCGAUGUCUUGUGGCUCUUUGACCCUCUGGAUGCGUUCUUCCCGUUCGAUCGCUACUUGCUUCGCCACUCGGGGCGAUUUAUCGCGAACAAAUAUCGGGACUGGAGUGCCGUCGUGGCCUUUGUGAUGCAACGCGAGGAGGAGAAGAAAAAACGCGCAGACGGCUUGGACAGCCGAGACGCAGAAGACGCAGGGGACAUAAGCGAAGAGAGAGAGCAGAGGCGCGUCGGCCCCGUGAAGCUGUCGAUUGAGGAGGAAAGAGACGAAGCAGGCGAGAGGAGGCGACCGUCCGGGGAGGCUGCGGCCGCGCAGAAGCGCGCAGAGCGGAGGGGGGGUGAUGAAGGACAGAGGCCCGACGAGGCGAGUUUGCGCCUUCCAGAGGAAGAAAAAGAAGAGCUCGACAGCGCAGGAGUCAUGAGGUUGACUGUGGAAGACAGCACGGACUCAGACGCGGAAAAAGAGACGGAAAAGCGAGGAGAGACAGAAGGCGCUUCCGGCCUCGCUGGGGAAGAAGACAAGGCGCGCGGCGGCGCAGCGGGCACGGAAUCUGGCGAGGAAGACGGGGACGGCGGGGAAAAGGAAAACAGAGAAGAACAAGACGAGGGGAAGUCAACAUCUCCAUCACUGGUCGUGGAAAAAUCGACGCUCCACACGCCACCGAUUGUGACGCAACAGCCCCAACACAAUUUGAGUCGCGAGCUGGCCACCUCGGAAAUGGGCGCCCUACAGCAACUCGUUCAGGAUUCUCUCGGCUUCGCCAGCGCUAGCAGAGAACUGGAAGCGAAGGUGCGGCAGCGCACAGGCGGGAGCUCGGCGAGCGCAGCGGCGAAGCACAGAGAAGAAAGGAGACCGGCAUCGGUAGAUGCGCGAGCAAGGAAAGGACAAGGCGGCGAGGAAGAAACGGAGAGCGGGAAGGGAGAAGGCCGAGGGAGAGACGGAGGCGACGGUGUCUCUUCUGGGUCGCCAGAGCGCGACGCGACUGCAGAAGAGGAGAUAUAUGAAGGCGGCGAGGGAGAACGGGAAAUCGAAGAAGGAGAAGAGGAAGAAGCAGACGACGAAAGAUGCAUCGGGAACGAGAGCGACGAAGAGGGAUGGGGAGUCGGCAACUGGGACAGUCUCUCUGCUCUCUUUUCAGACGAAGAACAAGAACUGGAAGAGAAAGACUUCCAAGAAGACGGAGACGACGAGAGUGAGAGUCGGGGUGGCCGAGCCUUGCCGGCUCUUUCUUCCCAGCGAGAGGACGAAACCAUGGACGAAGCUGGCGACCGAGAGACCGCGACGCGGAGACAGCCUCGCAGCGGCCUUCAAUCGCAGCCGUCUUUCGACGCUUCGGCGAACCUGUCCCUGCAAAGCUCAAAAAACGUCGGACCGUCCCUGCGGCGCUCCAGAAGCCGAGAAGCCAAGCGCGACUUCUCCUUCCUGGCGCCGAGUGUCGCCGCCAGCAUCGCUGACCAACUGGAACUCGAGGUGGACGCCGUAGGGGACGAAGCUCUUUCCCAGUCGAACCUCUGUUUGCUCCGUCACCAGUCGUGCCUCAGCAGGGCGUCGAUGCUGGACAUUUUCUUGUCUUCUCAAGCGUACCGGCCUGCACCUGCUUCGCCUGUGGUGUCUGCGACCGUGUCUCCGUUUUUGGGCCCGAGCCAGCCGCCUCUGACGGGAUUCCCCCGGGAGAAACUGAAAGAGAGACAGCGGGAUCCGCUCGCGUCGCCUCCGACGCUCGCGAUUGCCGGGGAGCCCACAGAGCCUGCGCCGAUGAACUUUGUGCUCACGCCGUCGGCUUCCUUUCUGCCGCCGUCUCUCGCGUUCUCCAGUCCGGGUUGGACGGGCGACGAGCUCGAAAGCGACGCGAACAGGGCUGUGGUGGGAGGCCGAGAAGAGACAAGGCAGCGACGAGCGAAGGGACGGGCCGAAGCGCGCGCCACAGGCUCCAACCCCUUUUUCCGCGGUUCGCCCUCCGCGUCUUCGUCUCUGGGAGUCAUCCAGGAGAACGAGGGCGAGGCGGGGACAGACGACGCGAGCGGAGAGCAGAGCGGCGGCAGCGACAGAGAGAAGGCAGCGAGAGGACAAGGGAGGCGAAGAAGUGCUGACUCCCUCGACGAGGCCGUCAAACGGGAAGAAGAGAAAGAAGCCCGCGAAACCACGCGGCAAGAUUCAGAGGUCCCGAGACCGCGCUUGAAGCGACGGCACACCGUCGAUGCAUUCUCGGGGUUCCCCUCUCGCCCGCUUCCCGAGGUUCUGAGCGCCGCUGCACGGACGAAAUCGGACAACAGAGCGCCGGUUGAGCCGCGGGCGUCUCCUCUGAAGGCGCGGGCCUUGGAGCCGCAGCCGCCCAGAAGCUUGGGGCGUGGUCCAGGAGCCCCAGGCGAGGGAAGCGAGGGAGAGGCCGACCGCGGCGGAGACGCAGGCGACGAGGAGUGCCGGGAGCAGGAAGGAGGAAACGGGGAAGAAGAGGCGGAGACCAAAACGGGUGUUCGAGAAGAGGAGACCCAUCCGGCGGCCAAAGCGGAGAAGCCCGAAGCGGCGCUAGGAGAGAAACGCGGAAAGAACGGCAAACGGAGAAAGAAGAAAAGGGGCGAGAAGGAAAUCGCAGAGACAGGCUCGAAGCAGCGCACCCAAGACGCAGAGCGAGAGGAAGGCGAGGCGCCAGAAGGAGCAAGGCGGCAAGCGGGAGAGAAGGAGGGCAAGGCACCAAGAGCCCAGAGAAAGAAGAAGAUUCCUUCGUCACCGGCGAGUGCAGUUGAAGAGAAACUCGGCGAGUCACGUCCCUCCAUCACUAUCCUUCCGUGUCCGAGCGAAACAGACAUGGGUUCGUCUUCUUCGCCUUGUCCGUCUUCUCCGGUUUCCUCUUCGUCUUCCUCUUCGUCCCUGUCGUUGUCCCCGUCUGCUCUUUCUCCGUCUUCCCUCUUCGCCUCUUCGCGCCUCCCGACCCUUUGCGCGGCGGCUUCUGCGACAGGACCGAGAGAAGAGGGCGGACGCAAAGAAAAGGCAGUUGACGGCGAGUCGCCUCUCUCUCUGGGGUCCGAAGACCGGAGGGUGUCGCAGCUUGAUCGCGUGCUGCACACUCUGCGCGAACGGGAAGAGCAGCUGAAGGCGCAGCAGGCGGAAGUUCAGCGCACGCAGGAGGCGCUGUUGAAGAUGCUUCUCCACGAGAAGCAGAAACGCGAGGAGCGGAGAAAGAAGAAGGAGAGACGCAAACAAGAAGCCAAGACGGAUGGCGACAGCGAGGCCGAGGCGACUGCGGACUUGAGGCGCCAGUCUGAAGAGCCGUGCGUCGCUGAGCGCGGCAUGGACAAGGCGAAGAAGGCCGAAGAGAGGGAAUCUUUUCUCUCAGGCGAGCAGCUGAAAACCUCGGAUGAAAGGGCGGGGGACGCGGGGAAGAAAGAGACGAAGAGCGCGCAACGCGAUCCAGAUGGCCAAGUUCUUGCGACGUGCUCCUCGGAUCUCUCGAAGCCAGGUGCGGCGGAACAAGGAGAGCGGAAGAAGCUGAAAACGAGAGAGAGGAGAGAGGGAGAAACGGUGGAAGAAGAGGGAGAAGCAGAAGAACGGAGACGCGGGAAAAAGGGAGACCUCGCGGGACAGAGAAAAGCAGAAGAGCAGGCAGUCGUCGGCCAGGAAGAGACGAAGAAGGAACGGAGAAGGAAGGGGAGUGGAGACGCUUUGUCACCGAAGAAUGUGGAGGAAAACGCUCGGGGGGCGGAGGGUGGAAAUGGAAGGGGUGUAUCGCCAGAGACCAAACGGCGGCAGGAGAAGGAGGAGUUGAGGAGCGGGAGAAAAAAGUCCGAAGACAGGAAAGCGGAGACAGAAGCAUGUCCUCCCGCAGAAAUGCUGGAGCAAGGCGAGGCUCCAGCAGGUCGUGGUAGCCCUGUUGCGGUGGUUGGGCACGGAACAGAGAAGAAGAAGAAGAAAAAGAAGCCGAAAUGCCACGAAGAGCAGAUCGUUCCUGGAGCGGACACGGAGACAGCACCAGAAGAACCGACUGUAGAUACACCCCUGGUGAAAGCCGAGACUCUUCCUGGAACGCCCUCUGACCCGCCGACACCAGAGACUAUGACGGAGAAGAAGAAGAAGAGAAAGAAGAAAGAAAAGGUCGAGACGGCAGGGACUCCAGAGAGUGAAGACCCCGUCUCGAUCAUGAAGACAGAAGAGCUUCCCGUGGCCGUUGAAAGAACCACUUCGAAAGGGCCAGAAGAAGCCGCGGAGUCAGCGACAGGAGUCGGAGAUCAGAAAGUGGAAAGAAAGAAGAAGCCAAAGGAGAAGAAGGAAGAAGGAAAUGCUCCGUGCGGUGUGGAAAUGGAACCUUCACUGGAGGCGGAGGACCUCAACGCCGACGGUGAACAAGACGACGCAGGAGAGACAGAGCCAGGCAGUACUGUCGCUGGUGAGGGGAAGAAGAAAAAGAAGAAGAAAAAGAAGAGAGAAGCACACGAAGAUGAACAGGAAGAGGAAGGCGGAGCGAAAAAAGCGAAGCCAAAAAAACAACGCAUGCAACCGGAAGAGAUUGCCGCUGGACAGUUCGAUGACAGGAGUGAAGAGAACAGGGAAGGGAAACCGUCAACUAAGAAGGAAGCGAAAGAAGGGAAGAAUAAAGAAGAGCGAAAACAGCAGGAGAGAAAAGGCGCCGAGAUUUGUGACGGAGGGAACACAGCUGCCUCAAAAGGCAUCCAGGAGGAGCGAGGCAAGACGACACACGAUGAGAAGGAAAGCAGAGAAGAGCAAAACCAGCAAGUGGACUUCAUUGGAGCGCCUCUGCGGGGUAAGGGCGAGAGUGGGAAGGAGAAGAAAAAGAAGAAAAAAGACCGAAGAGCUGCGGAGGCAGACGAGGAAGCGAUGACGACGCAAGAACUCGCUGCAGAAGAAGUGAAAUCCGAGCCACCGGCGUUAGAAACAUGCCCGGUCUUUGAGGAGGGGGAUACACCGCGUGAGAGAGAGAAAAAGAAGAGUAAAAAGAAGAGGAAAAGACAGGAAAGAGAGACACUCUACGAAGACGAUGCAACCUCUGUGGCCGUGGACGAGAAGUCUGCCGAGACCACCGGUCCUGGAGAGGGCAGCGAAGAGAAAGAGAAGGUGAAGCAGCAGAAAAAGAAAAGAAGGCACGAAUCGAAUGCGUGA
Neospora caninum is the source of this 9264-nucleotide messenger RNA. RefSeq lists its product as hypothetical. Bases 1 to 9264 code for a protein of 3087 amino acids. The record is from RefSeq and is a predicted model, not a curated record. Gene Ontology annotation, molecular function: RNA polymerase I core binding; RNA polymerase I general transcription initiation factor activity. Gene Ontology annotation, cellular component: nucleus. The transcript has 12 exons. Gene Ontology annotation, biological process: transcription initiation at RNA polymerase I promoter. NCBI's taxonomy places the organism in Eukaryota, Apicomplexa, Conoidasida, Eucoccidiorida, Sarcocystidae.